AGCAUGCAUUUUGCUCAUUGAAAUUUGGAAAAUCAAUCACAAUGAACAUCGUCAGCACCAAAGCGCUUCUGAAUCAAAGCAUCCAAUCCUUAUGCCACAAGGGAAAGCUUCAAGAAGCCAUAAAAUUGCUUCUUUCAGCUCCCAAGUCUCACUCACUCCCUUCUUUUUACAUGCAAAUUCUGCAGCUCUGCCUGGAAACGAAAGCUCAAAAGCAAGCCCGUUUAAUUCACAGCCACAUUAUAACCAAUGGGUUUGCUUCCAAUCUCCACUUAGCCAACAAAUUGAUCAUAUUCCACGUUAGAGUUGGUGAUAUAGUUUCUUCCCGCAAAUUGUUCGAUAAAUUGCCUGAGAGAAAUGUUGUUACUUGGACAGCUAUGAUUUCGGGGUACUCCCAGAGUGGGUAUUAUGAAAAUGCUUUGCUGAUGUUUUCGGGGAUGUGUCGAGCAGGUGUUAAGCCCAAUCAGUUUACCUAUGGGAGUGCAUUGAGGGCGUGUACUGGUUUGAGGAGUUUGGAAAGAGGAUUGCAGAUUCAUGGGUUUAUUGAAAAGGUGAGGUUUUCCAGGAACUUGUUUGUGCUGAGUGCGUUACUCGAUUUGCACGCAAAGUGUGGAAAAGUGACAGAUGCUUGUUAUUUGUUUGAGAUUAUGACAGAAAGGGAUUUGGUGUCUUGGAAUGUAAUGAUUGGUGGAUUUUCUGUUCAGGGUUUUGCAGAUGAUUCAUUUCGGUUGUUCAAGGAAAUGAUGGGAGAAGGGGAAAUCCCUGACUGCUUCACCUUAGGAAGUAUUUUGAGAGUCUGUGCUGGAUCUAGCAGUCUUAUAAAGGUUUGUCAAGUACAUGGGCAGAUCAUUCAACUAGGGUUUGAAUUAAAUCAUGUGUUGACUGGAUCACUGGUUGAUGCAUAUGCAAAAUGCGGAAGCCUAACAUGUGCUUCUCAGGUAUACAAGAGCAUGAAUAGAAAGGAUGUAAUAUCUUGCACCGCAUUGAUCACUGGCUAUGCACGUGAGGGCAAGUGCCAUGGAGAUGCAUUGGAUCUUUUCAAAGAAAUAUUGUCAAUGCAAAUAGGAAUGGAUAAUAUCAUACUGUGCUCCAUGCUUAACAUAUGUGCUAACAUGGCACAACUAAACCUGGGAAGACAAAUACAUGCUUUGGCUUUAAAAUGCCCAUCUAGUAAUGAUGUUGCCAUGGGCAAUGCUCUCAUUGAUAUGUAUGCAAAAUCUGGAGAGAUCAAAGAUGCUAACAAGGUUUUUAGUGAGAUGAAUGAGAAAAAUGUGAUUUCAUGGACUUCACUAAUUGCUGGAUAUGGAAAGCAUGGGUAUGGACAUGAGGCAAUUGCUCUGUUCAAGAAGAUGGAAUGUGAAGGAUUCAAACCAAAUGACAUAACAUUCUUGUCUCUUCUCUUUGCUUGCAGUCAUAGUGGAUUGUUUGGUGAAGGAUCAGAAUUGUUUAACAAUAUGGUUAGCAAAUACAAAAUCUUACCCCGAACAGAGCAUUUUUCUUGUAUGGUAGAUCUCUUUGCACGUGGAGGGCAGUUUGAAGCUGCUUAUAAUUUGAUACAGGAAAUGAAUAUUAAACCAACUGCAUCACUUUGGGGUGCCCUUCUUGGGGCAUGUAGCAUCCAUUGUAAUGUGACUUUAGGAGAAGUAGCAGCCUCGCAUCUUUUUGAUAUGGAUCCAAAGAAGUCAGCUAACUAUGUUGCCUUAGCUAGCACGUAUGCUGCUGCUGGUGCUUGGGAAAAUGCUGGUGAGAUACGUAAAUUAAUGCGUGAAAGCAAGGCAGUAAAGAAUCCAGGAUAUAGCUCUCUGUCCUCGGCAGAGAAGAUAGUGCUUUUGCAACCAUGUUGAAAAGCCAGAAGCCUGGAGCAGAAAAUGGCAACUCAGGAUUGGCAUUUGGUGCUGAAAAGUUUUUAAUACUUGGAACAAAAAGAGAAGCCUGAAUGGCUGUGCCGUCACAAUGAUUAGAGAUUGGAAAAGCUAUCCUUGUCUGUUCACCAGGACCGGAGUGACACAAAACAAUGCUGAUUCAGUCUGCAAGGGAAGAGAUAUCAUUAGGUUUAAGAAGAACAAGUAAGCAUUUGGUAUUUAAUGGUUGAUUACAACAAUGCUUUACUGGGAAUCACAAUCAGUUGCUGUUACUUCCAAGUUGUGGGUGAG
Messenger RNA from Rubroshorea leprosula, 2150 nucleotides. The record is from the annotation of a GenBank genome assembly. NCBI's taxonomy places the organism in Eukaryota, Viridiplantae, Streptophyta, Magnoliopsida, Malvales, Dipterocarpaceae.